Trichomycterus rosablanca is the source of this 4418-nucleotide messenger RNA. RefSeq names its product NCK-associated protein 1 (gene nckap1). NCBI's taxonomy places the organism in Eukaryota, Metazoa, Chordata, Actinopteri, Siluriformes, Trichomycteridae. The transcript is spliced from 32 exons. Gene Ontology annotation, biological process: cell morphogenesis; neuron projection morphogenesis; cell migration. Bases 186 to 3590 code for a protein of 1134 amino acids. The record is from RefSeq and is a predicted model, not a curated record. Gene Ontology annotation, cellular component: SCAR complex.
CGGGACAACACCUAGAAAAAUACAGGAUAGGAGGAUAGUGUAGUGUAGCAGGAUUGAUCCCGGACUAUGGAAUCCAUGUAAACACCGAACCUGACCCGGGUUAUUUAUUUCUCUACUUUUACACUACACACAGCGGGAUAUUGUUCCAGAAUCCUGACUUUAAUUGAUCAUUAUCCGCAUAGAAAAUGUCUCGGGGUGUGAUGCAGCCGAGCCAGCAGAAACUGGCGGAGAAACUGACCAUCCUGAAUGAUCGAGGAGUGGGAAUGUUAACCCGCAUCUACAACAUCAAAAAGCAAGGACAAGUUUGGAAGGCAUGUGGCGAUCCCAAAGCGAAGCCCUCCUACCUGAUCGACAAAAGCCUCGAGUCAGCUGUCAAGUUCAUCGUGAGAAAGUUCCCGGCUGUGGAAACCCGCAACAAUAACCAACAGCUUGCACAGCUCCAGAAGGAAAAGUCCGAAAUACUAAAGAAUCUGGCCCUGUAUUACUUCACCUUUGUAGAUGUGAUGGAAUUUAAGGACCAUGUGUGUGAACUGCUGAACACUAUCGAUGCUUGCCAAGUUUUCUUUGAUAUUACUGUAAACUUUGACCUGACGAAGAACUACCUGGACUUGGUGGUCACCUACACUACACUGAUGAUGCUGCUGUCUCGAAUUGAAGAGCGCAAAGCCAUCAUCGGCCUCUACAACUAUGCUCAUGAGAUGACACAUGGAGCGAGUGAUCGGGAAUAUCCUCGACUCGGACAGAUGAUCGUGGACUAUGAGAAUCCUCUGAAGAAAAUGAUGGAGGAGUUUGUCCCUCACGGAAAGUCUCUUUCAGAUGCACUGAUCUCACUGCAGAUGGUUUACCCACGCCGAAACCUUUCAGCAGACCAGUGGAGAAACGCUCAGCUGUUGAGUCUGAUCAGUGCCCCCAGCACCAUGUUAAACCCAGCACAGUCUGAUACGAUGCCAUGUGAAUACCUGUCCCUGGACACCAUGGAAAAGUGGAUAGUGUUCGGGUUCAUCCUGUGCCACGCUACCCUGAACACUGAUCAGACCGCUCUCAGCUUGUGGAAACUGGCUCUGCAGAGCAGCUCCUGCCUCUGCUUGUUCAGAGACGAGGUCUUCCACAUCCACAAAGCUGCUGAAGAUCUGUUCGUCAACCUCCGCGGGUAUAACAAACGUGUCAACGACAUCCGCGAGUGCAAGGAGUCGGCGCUCUCUCACGCAGGUUUGAUGCACAGGGAGAGGCGUAAAUUUCUGCGUUCUGCACUAAAAGAGCUGGCCACAGUGCUAGCCGACCAGCCAGGCCUACUCGGCCCAAAGGCUCUGUUUGUCUUCAUGGCUCUGUCGUUUGCACGGGACGAGAUCAUCUGGCUGCUCAGACACGCGGACAACAUUCAGAAAAAAAGCACAGACGACUUUAUCGACAAGCACAUUGCUGAGCUAAUCUUCUACAUGGAAGAGCUCAGGGCCCACGUGAGAAAAUACGGCCCAGUCAUGCAGAGGUACUAUGUGCAGUACCUGUCUGGCUUUGAUGCUGUCGUCCUCAAUGAGCUUGUCCAGAACCUGUCUGUGUGUCCAGAGGACGAGUCCAUCAUCAUGUCUUCCUUUGUGAACACCAUGACUUCUCUCGGUGUUAAACAAGUAGAGGACGGUGAGGUGUUUGAUUUUAGAGGGUUGAGACUGGACUGGUUUCGGCUGCAGGCCUACACCAGUGUGUCCAAGGCUUCUCUGGGCAUCGCGGACCAUCGGGAGCUGGGAAAGAUGAUGAACACCAUUAUCUUCCACACGAAGAUGGUGGACUCGCUGGUGGAGAUGCUGGUGGAGACGUCUGACCUCUCUAUUUUCUGCUUCUAUAGCCGGGCGUUUGAGAAGAUGUUCCAGCAGUGUCUGGAGUUACCGUCUCAGUCACGCUACUCCGUCUGCUUCCCUCUGCUCUGUACCCACUUUAUGAGCUGCACCCACGAGCUCUGUCCUGAAGAGAGGCACCAUAUUGGUGAUCGCAGUCUGUCCCUGUGUAACAUGUUCUUGGACGAGAUGGCCAAACAGGCUCGUAACCUCAUCACCGAUAUCUGCACAGAGCAAUGCACCCUGAGUGACCAGCUCCUGCCAAAACACUGCGCCAAGACCAUCAGUCAGGCUGUAAACAAGAAGUCCAAGAAGCAGACGGGUAAGAAAGGAGAACCAGAGCGCGAGAAACCUGGAGUGGAGAGCAUGAGGAAGAACAGACUGCUCGUUACUAACCUGGACAAGCUGCACACAGCGCUGUCAGAGCUUUGUUUCUCCAUCAACUAUGUCCCCAACAUGAUGGUCUGGGAGCACACCUUCACCCCACGAGAGUAUCUGACCUCCCAUCUGGAGAUCCGCUUCACCAAGUCUAUAGUCGGAAUGACCAUGUAUAACCAGGCCACGCAGGAGAUUGCAAAGCCGUCUGAGCUUUUGACCAGCGUGAGAGCUUACAUGACGGUGCUACAGUCCAUUGAGAACUACGUGCAGAUCGACAUCACCCGAGUGUUCAACAACGUCCUGCUGCAGCAGACGCAACACCUGGACAGCCACGGAGAGCCCACCAUCACCAGCCUCUACACUAACUGGUAUCUGGAGACUUUGCUUCGGCAGGUGAGCAACGGCCACAUAGCAUACUUCCCUGCCAUGAAGGCUUUCGUCAAUCUGCCCACUGAAAACGAGCUCACCUUCAACGCUGAAGAGUACUCGGAUAUUUCUGAAAUGCGUUCCCUUUCCGAACUGCUGGGUCCAUACGGGAUGAAGUUCCUCAGCGAGAGCCUGAUGUGGCACAUCUCUUCCCAGGUGGCUGAGCUUAAGAAACUGGUGGUAGAGAACAUGGAGGUUCUGACCCAGAUGAGGACCAGCUUCGACAAGCCUGACCACAUGGCAGCACUCUUCAAGAGACUCACAUCUGUGGACAGUGUGCUUAAAAGGAUGACCAUCAUCGGUGUGAUCCUGUCCUUCCGCUCUCUGGCACAGGAGGCACUGCGAGAUGUUCUGUCCUGCCACAUUCCUUUCCUGGUCAGCUCAGUGGAGGACUUCAAGGACCACAUUCCUCGUGAAACAGACAUGAAGGUGGCCAUGAAUGUUUAUGAGCUCUCCUCAGCAGCAGGUUUACCCUGUGAGAUCGAUCCUGCUCUUGUAGUUGCUCUGUCCUCCCAGAAAUCUGAGAACAUCAGCCCAGAGGAGGAGUAUAAGAUUGCCUGCUUGCUGAUGGUGUUUGUGGCCGUUUCCUUGCCGACCCUGGCAAGCAACGUGAUGUCUCAGUACAGUCCUGCCAUCGAAGGCCACUGCAACAACAUCCACUGCCUGGCGAAGGCAAUUAACCAGAUUGCUGCUGCUCUUUUCACUAUUCACAAGGGCAGCAUUGAGGAUCGGCUGAAGGAGUUCCUUGCUCUGGCCUCCUCCAGUUUGCUGAAGAUCGGUCAGGAGACGGACAAGACCACCACCAGAAACCGUGAAUCUGUUUAUCUUCUCCUCGACAUGAUCGUGCAGGAGUCUCCGUUCCUCACUAUGGACCUGCUGGAGUCAUGUUUUCCGUACGUGCUGCUGAGAAACGCCUAUCACGCCGUCUACAAGCAGUCGAUAUCUGCCACCGCGUGAGAUCUGACCAAACCCAUUCCAUCCACUCUUUACUUUGUUCUCACAGUCGUGCCACUGCAACACUACGUAGAGGAUCAGUCCUUCUUUACCAAUCAAAAAAAAUGGAAAUAAAUAAAAAAAAUACUAAACUAAGAGUGCAAGAUGUUUAUUGAGCUGUUAGAGUAAUCUAUGAGUUUGGUUUGUCAGGGACCAGUAACACUAAAUAUCAUUUUUGAUCUGUAUUACUUUUGUGAUUUGGGUUUUGUUUUUAUUUUUUUAGGGGGGAGGGGGAGUUGCAAUGGUUAAAAAAGAGAAAACACAAGUAUUUGAGUCUGUCUCUCUGUGUAUGUGUGUGUGUGAGGGUGUGUGGGUGUGGGUGUGUGUGUGUGUGUGUGUGUGUGAGGGUGGGCUGCGUUGCGUGAAGUGAUGAAACACUACGUCAUGCUGUAAAGCUCUAAUUGCUCUGAAUCACGGUGGUUCAUAUUUCGGUGUUCUAACUUUAAUCUGUGUGGGUGCUGCUUGUUCUCUCUCAGUUCUUUUUUCUAUGAUCACGCUGGUUUUGUGUUUCUUUGAUGCAUUUGCCAAAAUACUGAUGAACUGACACGUUUCAUCUCAUUUCAAUCUAAACUACAUCUUCUAAAAGCCAAUGGUGGUGUUUGUAUAAAGCAUAUUAUAAUUUUUUAACUAACGCUCCUUCAGAGACUCCAUUCUACCCUCUGUGUGUUCUGAUAAACAUUCGUACGUAUUUAUUGAAUGUUUAGAAUCGUCCCCCCUUUUACCCAUUUUAUAUGUUCUGGAUUUUUUGGAAAUGACCAUGUAUCUUCCAUAACAUGAAUAAACAUUGGGUCA